UCUGAUAACGCAACAGUUUGAACAAUAUACCUUAAAUCUGUGAUGAUAUAUUUUAGAGAUUGUAUUUAUUAAUUCUUAAAUAAGUAGUUUUUUUAUCCCGAGUUAAAGUGAAAUGAUUUGAAAAGUCUUAAUUAUUUAGUAGUAUGGCUACAACAAAUAGAAUCUAUAUAUUAGCGACGUUUCUUGUCUCAUCUAUAGCUCUCAUAUUCAAUAUCGUUUCGCUAAGUACGGAACAAUGGAUUACUGGAAAACUGUCAGAUUUGACAGAUACCACCCAGGAUUUCAGCUAUAUAAACUACGGACUGUUUCGAGGAAACUAUAGAAGAUAUGUUUCUAUAAGGGCGUCGUAUCAAGUUGAAAUGACAUGUAAUUUCGCAAACAACGUGUGUGCAUUACUAUGUUCAGCAGACAGCACAGCAGAUUUACUAGAUGCUUUAUAUAACAAUAAUAUAAAUGAGAACGAUGAUCCAACAGGAUCAUGUAUUUCUACUACAAGUUCUGUAUUUGCAAUUCAUCCUUUGACAGCAAAAACUCUAACAACUACAACAUACGUGAAUCGUAAAAAUUUUAUUAAUGCUGGCGUAUGGCUCAGCACUAUCGUUUGUUUGGUUAUAGCAGCAAUAAUCGGACUUCUUGCCUCAGUAUUAGCGCUGUACAAUACAAUCAGUAAUCCCAUAAACUUUUAUUUAAGCGUUGGGAGUCUAUACUUUUACAACGGGUUGGCUCUAGGGUUUACACUGCUCUACGUUAUCUUAUGGGGCACCAUGUAUAAUCUUACCAUUUUCCAUAAUGUUGCCUUAUACGAUACACUGGCUGAAAAGAUGACGUCUGAUAAAAUGGCGUUUCUGGGUUACUCAUAUUGGAUCUCCUUUAUACCUAUGACAUUUUACGGAGCAAGUAUCGCUGUUCUUUUCUACCGAGAACAUCUCAAUGCCAAGGAUCCCAAGCAGAAAAACAUCCAGAUUGAAGAUUCGGCCGAUCCAAGUCUAUUUUUAUUCUAAAACAUCACAUUAUCAUAUCACAGCAGCUGUAAUGACAUAUCUAUAUUGUUAUAUUUGUAAAGUUUAAAUUAAUUUAUAAUAAAACAUGUUAAAAGUUAAUUAAAAGUAAUUUGUUCUA
Molecule: messenger RNA, 1119 nt
Organism: Sitophilus oryzae (rice weevil)
Lineage: Eukaryota; Metazoa; Arthropoda; Insecta; Coleoptera; Curculionidae
Product: clarin-3-like
Exons: 5
Coding region: 144-1001 (285 amino acids)
Source: RefSeq, a predicted model, not a curated record